This is a messenger RNA of Kazachstania africana CBS 2517, 2169 nucleotides long. RefSeq names its product bifunctional glycerol-3-phosphate/glycerone-phosphate O-acyltransferase SCT1 (gene SCT1). Gene Ontology annotation, biological process: phospholipid biosynthetic process. Lineage: Eukaryota; Fungi; Ascomycota; Saccharomycetes; Saccharomycetales; Saccharomycetaceae. Bases 1 to 2169 code for a protein of 722 amino acids. Gene Ontology annotation, molecular function: glycerone-phosphate O-acyltransferase activity; glycerol-3-phosphate O-acyltransferase activity. Gene Ontology annotation, cellular component: endoplasmic reticulum membrane. The record is from RefSeq and is a predicted model, not a curated record. The transcript has a single exon.
AUGGAAAAGCCAUUGUCUGCAAAAAAGGUAGAACAGCACGAUCCUAGUUUUGUUAAAGAUGAUAAGUGCGAUAUUGGGUAUGAAGAACCUUCGAAAAUAAGAAAAUACAUCUAUGAUUGUAUAUUAUGGAUUCUAUCUACUACAAUAAGAUGCUUUUUCAGAGAAAUUAGAACUCGUGGUGGGUUUAAAAUACCAAAAGAGGGCCCCGUUAUAUUUGUUGCUGCACCACAUGCAAACCAGUUUAUUGAUCCUGUCAUAUUGAUGGAUCAAGUAAAACUUACGGUAGAUCGAAGGGUAUCCUUUCUAAUUGCGGAAAGUUCUUUGAAACAAAUGGCUAUCGGUUUCUUUGCUAGAUGUGUCAUGGCAAUUGGUGUCGUCAGACCACAGGAUAAUUUGAAAUUCAUUGAAGGUAAGGUUACCAUAGAUCCAAGUGAUAAUAGGAAAAUUAUUGGUCAUGGAACUCACUUUUUAAGAGACUGUAAACCGAAGGGUUUAAUCGGUUUGAGUAAAGCAUCACUUGGAUUCGUAGAGAUUCAAUCUAUUGAAAGUGAUACCGAGUUAACCGUAAGAAAAGAGUUUAAAAUGAAUAAACCUUCUGUGAAACAUGCUUUAUCUAAGGGUUCUAUCUUCAAGUACGCAAGUAAAGUUGAUCAAUCAUUAGUAUACCACAAAGUGUUUGAACAUCUUGCUAAUAAUGGGAGCAUUGGUAUUUUUCCUGAAGGUGGUUCACAUGACAGAACUGAUCUAUUACCUUUGAAGGCCGGUGUGGCUAUUAUGGCACUCGGUUGUAUGAAUAAACACCCUGAUGUUAAUGUCAAGAUUGUUCCAUGUGGUAUGAACUACUUCCAUGCUCAUAAGUUCAGAUCUAGAUGUGUUAUCGAAUUUGGUGACCCAAUAGAAAUUUCAAAGGAUUUGGUUGCCAAAUAUCACAAUCCUGAAACUAACAGAGAAGCUGUGAAAACCUUAUUAGAUACAAUCACCGAGGGAUUGAAAUCCGUUACCGUGACAUGCCCCGAUUAUGAAACUCUCAUGGUAGUUCAAGCUAUGAGAAGAUUAUACUCUACACAAUUUUCUGGUAAAUUACCUUUGUCCUUAGUUGUCGAAAUGAACAGAAGACUUGUGAAGGGCUACGAAACAUUCAAAGAUGAUGAUGAAUUAAUACAACUUAAGAAAAGUAUCCUAACGUAUAAUUCUCAUUUAAGUCACUAUAACAUUCCCGAUCAUUUAGUAGAAACUGCAAAGAUCAAUUUCAUGAAAAACUUAAGUUUAUUAAUUUUUAGGUCAAUUAGAAUCACUCUUUUAUUAGUAUUAGCAUUACCUGGUAUUAUUAUGUUUUCACCAGUUUUCAUACUAUCUAAAAGAAUUUCUGAACAGAAGGCCAGGACAGCAUUGGCCAAAUCUCUUGUAAAAAUUAAGGCUAACGAUGUUGUAGCGACAUGGAAAGUUUUGAUCAGUAUGGGGUUUGCACCAUUACUAUACAUUUUUUGGUCAGUGUUAGUCACAUACUAUUUUAGAGAAUCACCAAUUGGAAAUGUUCUAACUUUCCUAGUAUCGUAUUUAUUAUGUGCCACAGUCACGUAUUCCGCUUUACUUGUAGGUGACAUAGGUAUGGAUAUUCUCAAGUCAUUAAGACCUUUGUACCUUUCAUUGACAUCUCCAAACGGGUUUAAGGAAUUGCAAAAGGAACGUCGAUUAUUGACCGCCCAAAUUGUAGAUACUGUCAAUAGUUUCUCUAGUGAUGCAUUACCAGAUUUUGAAGAAGAAAUCCUAUUCAACCAAGGAACAAUUAACGAAGAGGAAGAAGAUAGAAAGACGAGCGAACUAAAGAGAAGAAGAUUGCUGAGGAAGAAGAAGAAGGAAAGAGAACAAAGAAUGGCUCAACAAGAAGAAGAAGAGGCCGCAGGCGAACAUGAACAUGCACAAGAAUCUGAUGCUAUUUCCCUGGUUAACAGUGACAACUCUCUAUCCAACAUCCCAUUAUUCUCAAAUACGUCAGGUUACAAGUCAGAAUCCUCUUUGACUUCAUACCCUGUAAGUAGAGAUUCCACAUCAGGAUUUGAAAGUGAUAUAAGCGUUGAAAAGAUAGUCUCCAAGGGUGCCAUUACAAGCAAAAUCGCAGAAGCCAUUCUUCGAGAAAGAAACAAGGCAGAAGAAGAAAAUCAGGAGUAA